Messenger RNA from Salvelinus namaycush (lake trout), 3132 nucleotides. RefSeq names its product monoacylglycerol lipase ABHD6-like. Bases 216 to 1250 code for a protein of 344 amino acids. The record is from RefSeq and is a predicted model, not a curated record. NCBI's taxonomy places the organism in Eukaryota, Metazoa, Chordata, Actinopteri, Salmoniformes, Salmonidae. The transcript is spliced from 9 exons.
GUUACAUAUCUCAGUGAACAUUGCUUCAUGACAUCUCUAGGUGAAGAGUCAGCUGAUAGAAAUGUAAGGCUUUCGGUGAAGAUUACUCGGGUAUUUUCAUAGAAAGACUUUGAUUGAGCAGGUUCGGCGGCAGGAAGAGAAGAGAGGGAGAGAGCGAGAGGAGUGUUUCAUUGUAACAACCGAAGUCUAGCCUACAGUACGGUAACUACAGCGCUAUGGAUGUAGACGUGGUGAACAUGUUUGUCCUGGCGGGAGGAACUCUAGUCAUCCCUAUCCUGGCCUUCUUUGCCUCAUUCUACAUGUGGCCUGCUGCUAUCAUCCAUGUCUACAACUGGUACUGGCGUCGGCGGCUGGGCCUGCAGGUUGUCUACUCUGAGAACAGAGGCUACCGGUUCUGUUACUCCUACAGAGGGAAGCCUGGUCCAGGCCGCCCCUCUAUUCUCAUGCUCCACGGCUUUUCUGCUAACAAGGACAUGUGGCUGCCUGUGGCUAAGUUCCUGCCCAAGCACCAGCACCUGCUGUGCGUUGACAUGCCCGGACACGAGGGCACCAGCCGCACCGAUGCCAGAGACUAUUCCAUAGAGGGACAGGUCAAGAGGAUACGACAGUUCGUGGAGAGUGUCCGUCUGACCAAGAGGCCCUUCCACCUAGUGGGCACAUCCAUGGGAGGAAACGUUGCCGGAGUAUACGCUGCCCGUUACCCCAACGAUCUUUGCAGUGUCACCCUCAUCUGUCCGGCAGGUCUUCCUAACGAGAGUCCGUUUGUGGAGCGUCUGAGGGAACUGGAGAAGGACCAGGAACUGAGUGGUAGCCUGGAUCCCCAGGGCAUUCCUCUGAUCCCCUCUACCCCAGAGGAGAUGGAGGAUAUGCUCAAACUCUGCUCUUUCGUACGCUUCAAGAUCCCUCAACAGAUUCUUCAGGGAUUGGUGGAUGUUCGAGUUCCAAACAACGACUUCUAUAGAGAGUUGUUCAUGGAGAUCGUAGGAGAGAAGUCCAGACACUCUUUACAUGAGAACAUGCAUCUGAUCACAGUCCCAACACAGGUCAUCUGGGGGAAGCAUGACCAGGUGGUGGAUGUGUCUGGAUCAUCUAUGCUGAAGGAGGCCGUCUCUGGCUGUCAGGUGGACCUGCUGGACAACUGUGGUCACUCUGUGGUGAUGGAGCGACCUCGCAAGACAGCUCAGCUCAUCAUGGACUUUAUCAAUAACCAACACAACACUGGCUCUGGCAACAGCAAGAAACUCUCCUGAGACUGACUACCUGGAGCUCAGACUUUAUAGUGCCCGUUUCCCGGACAAGGUUAAACCUAGUCCUAGACAAAGAAGCACUUUCAAUGGGGGUUUGAUCUCCAUUGAACAUGUGUUUCAGUCAGGGACGAGGUUUCAGUCAAGGACUAGGUUCCAGUCAGCGACUAGGGUUCAGGUUUCAUUCUGGACAAGAUUUCAGUCAGGGUUUCAGUCAGGGUUUCAGGUUUCAGUCAGGGACUAGGUUUCAGUCAGGGUUUCAGGUUUCAGUCAGGGACUAGGUUUCAGUCAGGGACUAGGUUUCAGUCGGGGAGCAGGUUUCAGUCAGGGAGCAGGUUUCAGUCAGGGACUAGGUUUCAGUCAGGGUUUGUCAGGGUUUCAGUCAGGAGGGACUAGGUUUCAGUCAGGGUUUCAGUCAGGAGGGACUAGGUUUCAGUCAGGGUUUCAGUCAGGAGGGACUAGGUUUCAGUCAGGGACUAUGUUUCAGUCAGGAGGGACUAGGUUUCAGUCAGGGACUAGGUUUCAGUCAGGAGGGACUAGGUUUCAGUCAGGGUUUCAGUCAGGAGGGACUAGGUUUCAGUCAGGGUUUCAGUCAGGAGGGACUAGGUUUCAGUCAGGGUUUCAGUCAGGAGGGACUAGGUUUCAGUCAGGGUUUCAGUCAGGAGGGACUAGGUUUCAGUCAGGGUUUCAGUCAGGAGGGACUAGGUUUCAGUCAGGGUUUCAGUCAGGAGGGACUAGGUUUCAGUCAGGGUUUCAGUCAGGAGGGACUAGGUUUCAGGUUUCAGUCAGGGGGUUUCAUUCAGGGUUUCAGUCAGGGUUUCAGUCAGGAGGGACUAGGUUUCAGUCAGGGUUUCAGUCAGGGACUAGGUUUCAGGUUUCAGUCAGGGGGUUUCAUUCAGGGUUUCAGUAAGGUACUAGGUUUUAGGUUUAAUCUGUGUCCAGGAAACCAGCCUACAGUGAGCGUUUAUCUGUAAAAAAUCUAAUAAUCUGUAAAUAAUCUUGUAAUAUUUUUCUAAUCUAGUCCUCAGGGAAUGAGCCCAUCAACCAGCUGGCUGCUGUUUCAUGCUUGAAUUUGAUUAUAAGGCGAAGGAAGACUGUGUAAAAUACUGGGAUACAAUAUUGUGACAUUGCAUUUAUUUAGUGAUUUAUAAGGACCUUAAUUUAAAAUGUUAUAUUCUUUGUUUAAUUGCCAAUGUGUUACUAACUUACUUACAUGAUUUUGCCAAAACAUGAUUUUAUACUUAAUUUGAGUUUGUGUUACCUCUGAGUCAGCUGAAGGACUGUGGUUGGUAGUGUCUGAGACUGUUCCCAACUGAAAACACAGGAAGUAAAGGAAGACGCAAACUCAAAUCAAACUACUACUAGUUGUUGUUGUUGUUGUUAGUUUGAUUUGUCUUGUUGAAGGUUGGUACACGGUCUUAUUAUUAACCACAGACAACAUAUUACACCUUGUACAUUAGGAACAUAUUGAAGAAAACAUUUGUCAUUGUGUUUUACGAUCAAAUAAAUGUUAUUUAAAACAAUGGAGCUACAAUGAUGUACGUUUUUGUAAUAUUAUUAUUAUUAUUAACUUAGUACUUUUUAUUCAAGCGCUGCUAUACCCUGUUAUAUGUGAUAUAACCUGAUAGUAUCGAUGCAUGACGAUAGAGUAUCGAUGCAAUGAGACACAACAGCCAAUGCCUGCAUUGUUUCAAGUUUGCUUUGUUUCGUUUUAGCUGAUGUCAUGUCAUUAAGUUACACUGAGACAAAAAAAUAAUAUAUUUGUGACACUUUUGUUAUCCUUGUACAUGUUAAUGCAUUGUCCAUCUACUCAAUGUUUUUGCUUGUUCACGUAAAGCACAAAAUAAAACUCUUUUCUCAUGCUGACAUGAAAUUCAUGGACCAAUCA